AUGGCCAACGAACCCUCCAUGGUGCGCCGGCACUCCCGCCUGAGUGAUGGGGGGAUGAUGGAGCGACGCCACUCGCAGCCGAAGAUGCGAAGGGGACCCCUGCCGCAGGUGGUGGUCAGAAACUUUAUCGCAGAGGUGGAACCCAACAUCCUGCGUGCAUGGCUGAAGAUUUUUGACCCUGAGUACAGGUUCCAUAUCACCAGCGAUCAGUUCUGCAUGGGCAUGGAGAGGGCCGGCUAUGCGGGUGAUGUCUAUUUGCUCUUUCAGCGUUUGGAUACCGAUAACUCGGGAAAGCUAACGCUUGAUGAGAUUGAUGAAGACGCAGCCAAGCUUUGUCUCACCUUCAAGCAAUGGUGUGUAGCCUCCUUUGAGAGCCCUUUAGACAUGGUCUACAGAUUGAGCAGGGGCAAGGAUUAUCUCUCAGAAGAAGAUUUCAAGCUUCGCUGCCGGCUGUUCGACUGGAAAGACGGCCAAGAAGAAUGGCUGUGGAAAGGGGUGGCGCUGCACAACGAAGAGUACGUCCGGCCCGAGAUGCUCAAGUGGAUGGCACUGGGAAAGGAAGAGCAUCGGGAGAAAGAGGAGCUGAAGAAGCUGGCCAUGAAGGUUCACGCCGUGAAGAUACGAGAGCGACAGAUGUUAGCACAAGCCGCUGGAGAGCAGGUGCACAAGUAUGAAAUGGCCAAAGCCGUGAAGGCUUUGUGUUGGCCGGGUGAGUUUCGGAUCCUGUGGAAGGCUUUGGAUAAGGACCCCUGA
Cladocopium goreaui is the source of this 753-nucleotide messenger RNA. NCBI's taxonomy places the organism in Eukaryota, Dinophyceae, Suessiales, Symbiodiniaceae. The record is from the annotation of a GenBank genome assembly.